AUGCAUUCCCUUCCCAGUCCCCCUAUCUCUGAGCUUGAUCUGCCAUGGAAGCCGGCCAUUGCCACUGUGAGCUUGGGAGCUGCGCAUUUACACCCGCUCACCGCCAAGCUCGAUGCCGCUGCCCGCAAUGGUCAACAAGGACUCGAACUGUUUCACGAUGAUCUCGCACAGCUUGCCAAGACGCUCCAGUUGAAUGACAGCUCGCCCCGCACUGCCCGAGACUACGAGAUCGACGCAGCACACGCCAUCCGAGAUCUAUGUGCUGAGCGCCAUUUGCGAGUUUUAGCCCUCCAACCCUUCCGGCACUACGAAGGCUUGAUCGACCCUAUUCGCCAUGCAGAGCGGAUUGACGAACUCAAGCACUGGGUGCAAUUGACGAGAAUCCUCGGAGACUCCCUUUUCAUUCUGAUCCCUUCGUCAUUCCUCGAUCCCUCCGAAAUCACAGAUGACCGAGACCGGCUUGCCGCCGACUUGGCCGAGGCCGCCGAUGUGGCAUUCCCAAUACGCAUCGCGUACGAAGCACUGGCUUGGGGCACAUACAUCAACACCUGGGAGGAUUCCUGGGAUGUGAUCAAGCGGGCUAAUCGGCCCAAUCUAGGCAUAUGCUUGGACACAUUCAACAUUGCAGCCCGGUUGUGGGCCGACCCCACCGACCCAACAGGGCGGCUGCCUGCAAGCGCCGACAAGGAUUUGCAGGACUCGAUGGAUCGACUCGUACAGGAAAUCGAUCCGAGCCGGGUCCUGAUGGUCCAGCUUGCCGACGGCGAGCGGGUCGACCCGCAGAUGCCAUUCCUCCAUGCUCCAGGCUUGCCCACGCUGCUAGCCUGGUCGCGGAAUGCUCGGCUGUUCCCAUGCGAGGAGGAGCGCGGUGGAUAUCUUCCGAUCCGCAAGGUCACAGAUGCCUGUAUCACACGCCUGGGCUAUACUGGGUGGGUCAGCAUGGAGGUCUUCUCACGGACAACCGGAGAGGACAACCUGGUCAUUCCAGAUGAGCAUGCUAUGCGAGCCAGUCAAUCAUGGCAGAGGGUUCUGCAAUUCCUUGGAGAGAAGAUCCAAUAG
Molecule: messenger RNA, 1059 nt
Organism: Penicillium canescens
Lineage: Eukaryota; Fungi; Ascomycota; Eurotiomycetes; Eurotiales; Aspergillaceae
Exons: 1
Coding region: 1-1059 (352 amino acids)
Source: RefSeq, a predicted model, not a curated record